Molecule: messenger RNA, 3021 nt
Organism: Prionailurus viverrinus (fishing cat)
Lineage: Eukaryota; Metazoa; Chordata; Mammalia; Carnivora; Felidae
Gene: ANO2
Product: anoctamin 2
Exons: 22
Coding region: 76-2439 (787 amino acids)
Biological process (GO): chloride transmembrane transport
Cellular component (GO): plasma membrane
Molecular function (GO): protein dimerization activity; chloride channel activity
Source: RefSeq, a predicted model, not a curated record
GUCCGGAUACACGCCCCGUGGCAGGUGCUGGCCAGAGAGGCAGAGUUCUUGAAGAUCAAAGUCCCCACCAAGAAAAUGUAUGAGAUCAAAUCAGAAGGCAGCAUCACGAAGAAGUUCAACGAGCUUCUGCAGAAGCUGAGCUCGCCCCUGAAACCUAGAGUUCCAGAGCACAGUAACAACAAGAUGAAAAAUCUCUCCUACCCAUUCUCCAGGGAGAAAAUGUAUCUGUACAACAUCCAGGACAAGGACACCUUCUUUGAUAAUGCCACCCGUAGCCGCAUUGUGCACGAGAUCCUGAAGCGCACAGCCUGUUCUCGGGCUAACAACACAAUGGGCAUUAACUCUCUGAUCGCCAACAACAUCUAUGAGGCUGCCUACCCUCUUCAUGAUGGUGAAUAUGACAGCCCAGGGGAUGACACGAAUGACAGAAAGCUGCUGUAUCAAGAAUGGGCACGCUACGGAGUGUUUUAUAAAUUUCAACCUAUUGACCUCAUCAGAAAGUAUUUUGGAGAAAAAAUUGGACUGUAUUUUGCCUGGCUGGGAUUAUAUACAUCAUUCCUCAUCCCAUCUUCUGUAAUCGGGGUGAUCGUGUUUCUUUAUGGAUGUGCAACAAUCGAAGAAGAUAUUCCCAGCAAAGAGAUGUGUGACCAGCAGAAUGCCUUCACCAUGUGUCCCCUGUGUGACAAGUCCUGUGAUUACUGGAACCUCAGCUCAGCCUGUGGUACAGCAAAGGCGAGCCACCUGUUUGACAACCCUGCCACCGUCUUCUUCUCCAUCUUCAUGGCUCUGUGGGCUACCAUGUUUCUUGAAAACUGGAAGAGAUUGCAGAUGCGACUGGGCUACUUCUGGGACCUGACUGGGAUAGAAGAGGAAGAAGAACACUCCCGGCCUGAGUAUGAAACCAAAGUUCGAGAGAAAAUGUUAAAGGCAAGUGGCAAGUCGGUGGUCCAGAAAUUGGGCACCAAUAUGGCUGAGGAUGAAGAUGAGGAUGAUGAAGAUAAGCUGACCUGGAAAGAUCGUUUCCCAGGUUACUUGAUGAACUUCGCCUCCAUCUUGUUCAUGAUUGCCCUGACAUUCUCCAUCGUCUUUGGGGUCAUCGUGUAUCGCAUAACAACUGCAGCAGCCCUGUCUCUCAACAAGGCUACACGCUCCAAUGUCCGGGUGACAGUGACAGCCACAGCAGUCAUCAUCAACCUCGUGGUCAUCCUCAUCCUGGACGAGAUCUAUGGUGCUGUGGCCACAUGGCUCACCAAAAUCGAGGUUCCAAAAACAGAACAGACUUUUGAAGAGCGCCUGAUACUCAAAGCUUUCUUGCUAAAGUUUGUCAAUGCCUACUCGCCUAUCUUCUAUGUGGCCUUUUUCAAGGGGCGGUUCGUGGGCAGACCUGGAAGCUACGUUUAUGUAUUUGAUGGCUACCGCAUGGAAGAGUGUGCUCCGGGAGGCUGCCUUAUGGAGCUCUGCAUUCAGCUCAGCAUCAUCAUGUUGGGGAAGCAGCUGAUCCAGAAUAACAUCUUUGAGAUCGGAGUCCCGAAACUAAAGAAACUAUUUCGGAAGCUGAAAGAUGAGACAGAACCUGGAGAAACUGACUCUGCCCACUCAAAGCAUCCAGAGCAGUGGGACCUAGACUACAGCUUGGAGCCAUACACCGGACUGACUCCAGAGUACAUGGAGAUGAUCAUCCAGUUUGGCUUUGUCACCCUCUUUGUGGCCUCCUUCCCUCUGGCACCUGUGUUUGCCCUCCUCAACAAUGUCAUUGAAGUGCGGCUUGAUGCAAAGAAGUUUGUGACUGAGCUGAGACGGCCUGAUGCCGUGAGAACCAAAGAUAUCGGGAUUUGGUUUGACAUUCUCUCCGGGAUCGGCAAGUUCUCUGUUAUCAGCAACGCUUUUGUCAUUGCCAUCACCUCUGACUUCAUCCCCCGUCUCGUGUACCAGUAUGCCUAUAGUCACAACGGGACCCUGCACGGCUUUGUCAACCACACCCUCUCCUUUUUCAACGUCAGCCAGCUGAAGGAGGGAACGCAACCAGAAAACUCACAAUUUGACCAGGAAGUUCAGUUCUGCAGGUUUAAGGAUUACCGAGAACCGCCGUGGGCCCCGAACCCGUAUGAGUUUUCCAAACAGUACUGGUCCAUUCUGUCUGCCCGUCUGGCUUUUGUCAUAAUCUUCCAGAACCUCGUGAUGUUCCUGAGUGUCCUUGUGGAUUGGAUGAUCCCAGAUAUCCCCACGGACAUCAGUGACCAGAUCAAGAAAGAAAAGGGCCUGUUGGUGGACUUCUUCCUGAAGGAGGAGCACGAGAAACUCAAGCUGAUGGACGAGCCAGCCCCAAGGAGCCUGGGAGGGGGGCGUCGGAGCAGGAGCCGGGCGGCCAGCUCGGCACCCUCGGGCCGAAGCCAGCCAGGCAGCAUCGCGUCUUCUGCCUCACAGCACACCAACGUGUGAGCGAGUCGACCCCACUGCGGGGGCUGCCACAGUGGCAGGGGACCUCACGGAGCAUGCCUGUGCACCUGCAUGGGAGGGCUGGCUGGCGUCUGCCAGGGCCCGGCCGCAGGGGGUCUUUGCAAAGGUGAAUUUGUGCAAAGAGAGAGGGGUUAGAGCGAGCGAGCAAGCACAAGCAGGAAGAGAACUGGAGCUGCUUCUCAGAAACUUCAAGCUUAAGUUCCUUUUAGGUCCUCUUUGUAUCCUUUUGGGGGAUCGGCACCCCAUUUUGAGUCACCCGGUGCAAGAACUGGGUAUCUCUACCCCAGAGCUCCCAGGCGCCAUGCACCUUCCUUGCGUUUCCUCAGGUGCCCCCUCUCACGUGGUCACAGUCUGUGAGAGGAGCAAGCCCCCCUCCUGAGCGAUCCCUCUCCCCUUCCCACCAGCUCCCCAAGCAGACCCCUCUGAGUCGCUUGCAGCUGGGACUGUCACAGCCUCAGUGGGUACAAAUUAAGUCACAGGGCUGAUGGCUGUGGCCACAGGACUUGAUGGUGAGUGGCAGAGGUCCCAACCUGAGCUUGUCUCCAUGUCAUGGGGAUGCUUUGA